Molecule: messenger RNA, 1610 nt
Organism: Prinia subflava (tawny-flanked prinia)
Lineage: Eukaryota; Metazoa; Chordata; Aves; Passeriformes; Cisticolidae
Exons: 2
Coding region: 372-1610 (412 amino acids)
Source: RefSeq, a predicted model, not a curated record
GUCUCUAGGCCCGCACUGCUCUCCAACUCCCAAGAUCCCUGGGACAUCAAAGAAUAAGGAUAAGCAGCCCCUUGGGAUGGCUAAAAGUUGAGCUGCACUCAUGGGCAAAGCCUGUUCUCCUGCCUACAGGGAACUUAGUGACCAGGCCGUGCCAGCCUUCUCCGAGACGGACACGGACAUGGGAGAGCAAAUGCCAACAAGGAUUUUCAGCUGUGCCAAGGGACGUUUGGGUUGGACCUUAGGAAGUGCUUUUGCCCAGAGAGGGGCAUAAGACAUUGGAAUUGCCUGCCUGGGGUGGUGGUGGAGUCCCCGGUGUGGGAGGUGUUCAAGGAAAGCCAUGGUGUGGCAACCAAGGCUCUGCUGGAGUUGCCAUGGUGGGGGUGGGUCCCCGCGUGCACUCAGUCAUCUCACGGGGCUCUCCAAAGCCAACGAUUCCACGAUUCUGUGACAUCGCAGCCUCCGGGGCAGUGCGGUGCCUGGAAACUGUCCCCAGCCCGUCAACGCGCCCACAGCACGGGCAGACGCUGCCGAGCACAGACGUGUGCAGAGCGUGUGGCGGCAGCUCAGCCUGCAGCAGCACCAUGGCUGGCCGCGGCUGGCAGUGGCUGCUGAGAGUCUACGUGCUCCUGAUGCUGGCCCGUCCCCUCAGUCCUGAGGGGCACACGGGCACCUGGCGCCAGCUGCCCGAGGACGUGGAGCAGCGGGACACGGGCCCUGAGACGACCCCCCUGCGAGUGGUGGCAGCAGUUUCUUUGGCUGCGUUCAUCCUGCUGCUGCUGCUGAUGGGAAUUCUCCUCAGACGGCGCCUUCGCAGAAAGCUCCAGAGCCGGUGGGGAGAGGAGAAGCUCCAGAGCCCCGCGGUCCCUGCAGAGCCGUUCUGCUACGGGGGACACGGCUGCGGCCAGGAGCUGCUGGAGGUGCCGAGGCACAGCCCUGCCCUGGUGGGGCCGUCCCUGAGCUACAGCUCUCUGCAGAGGCACAGCCCUGCCCUGCUGGGGCCGUCCCUGAGCUACAGCUCUGUGCAGAGACACAGCCCUGCCCUGCUGGGGCAGUCCCUGAGCUACAGCUCUCUGCAGAGACACAGCCCUGCCCUGCUGGGGUCGUCCCUGAGCUACAGCUCUGUGCAGAGACACAGCCCUGCCCUGCUGGGGCAGUCCCUGAGCUACAGCUCUCUGCAGAGGCACAGCCCUGCCCUGCUGGGGCCGUCCCUGAGCUACAGCUCUGUGCAGAGGCACAGCCCUGCCCUGGUGGGGUCUUCUCUGAGCUACAGCUCUGUGCAGAGGCACAGCCCUGCCCUGAUGGGGUCUUCUCUGAGCUACAGCUCUGUGCAGAGGCACAGCCCUGCCCUGAUGGGGUCUUCUCUGAGCUACAGCUCUGUGCAGAGGCACAGCCCUGCCCUGAUGGGGUCUUCUCUGAGCUACAGCUCUGUGCAGAGGCACAGCCCUUCCCUGGUGGGGUCUUCUCUGAGCUACAGCUCUGUGCAGAGGAACAGCCCUGCCCUGGUGGGGCAGUCCCUGAGCUACAGCUCUCCGCAGAGUCUCAGGCAGCAGAGAGUAGCAAGCGGCGGCCUUUGGAAGAGGAGCGCACUGUGCUUCUCCGCUCAGCUCUGA